This is a messenger RNA of Hypomesus transpacificus, 1703 nucleotides long. RefSeq names its product aquaporin 11 (gene aqp11). The record is from RefSeq and is a predicted model, not a curated record. Gene Ontology annotation, molecular function: channel activity. Gene Ontology annotation, cellular component: cytoplasm; membrane. Gene Ontology annotation, biological process: transmembrane transport. The transcript is spliced from 4 exons. Bases 145 to 1008 code for a protein of 287 amino acids. Lineage: Eukaryota; Metazoa; Chordata; Actinopteri; Osmeriformes; Osmeridae.
CCAUCGACUUCCUGGUACUGACAACUACCACUCGGCUCGCGCGCGGGACGCCGGUGGACUUUGAUGCAUACUGUUGGAUACAAAUAGCGAAGUUGGACAGACCCACAACUAAAUUAUUGACGGGGCCACGAGGCUUCUGCGAUAAUGGCAGACUUGGGAAUAUCAUUAGUGUUAUUAGCAGCAAUAGUGUUUCUCUGUGAAGCAUGCCGCCGCACCACUGCGCAACUUUUUGGGAACAAAUACGGCCUUUACAUAACAGAGAUAAUCUCUACGUUUCAACUGUGUGCUUGCACACAGGAGCUCAAACUGCUGGGCGAGGCGGGUCAGAUCGAACCGUACAUUGGUUUGACCAUAACUUACGUAAUCACGGUAGUUCACAUAACAACUUUUCAAGGAGCGCUCUGCAACCCCUACGGUGCAUUUGAGCGCGUUUACCGCAGAGAAGUCACCUAUGCGAGCGCAGUGUGUUUGAUAGCAUGCCAAAUCAUCGCGGCGAUAGCGGCGCAGUUUUUGGCUCCCUACAUCUGGACGUUGGGACUGUCCGAUCUACACGUCAGUCAUGGAAGAUUCGGAUUUAAAUGUUUCAGCCCCCUCGGUGGCACCUUGAUAGAGGCAGCGGCUGUGGAGCUGGCUUGCACCUUCUCCGUCCAAGCCGCAGUCAUACACAUUCAUAAAGUGGAGGAAAAACUCCAAGUCCAUGCCAUUGCCGCCAUCAUCACAUUUCUGGUUUAUGCAGGUGGUAGUAUUUCAGGAGCGGUGUUCAACCCAGUCCUGGCCUUGUCCAUCCAGUUUCCUUGCAGUGGAAACACCUUCCUGGAGUAUUGCUUUGUCUACUGGCUGGGUCCAUUGUUGGGUAUGACAAGCUGCAUCCUACUAUUUGAGAAAAUUGUUCCUUUCCUUUCCGGUAAGAGCACUGUUGGACUGGAGUUCCCUGUUGCCCAGAAGAAGAAUCAGUUCUUUUUAAACAUGAACGAUGAGGGCCAAGUGGGACAGAAGGCCAGCUUCUGACCUCUGACCUCCCUCAACUCACACAGUUCACAUACAUGGCUAACUCGAAUAAGAAAACUACUGCUGUAAUCCUGUUUGUUUUUGUCAACACAAAGCACAAUUUAAAAGCUUGUAUUUGUCCAGCUAGGUUUGACAAUUUGUGUGCUAUGAAAUGGUUGUCAGCCGUUGGUUGCCUGUAGUGAUCAAGGAGGUCUAACUGGAGGCUGGUGUGUUGCAUGGAUACUAGGAAUGUUCACAUUGUUCCUGUGUCCAAGCGCACAAGGUUUAAAGGGUGAUAAAACAGAAAGACGUUUGAUUAACUGUGCCUUAAAGGUCAGCUUCUCGUCCUGACAAAGAGCCAAGUCUGGACGUAGUGUUAUAAUUACCUCACUGGAGUACAAAUGAAUCCUUUUGUCUUUUCUAUAUAGAACUGAUUUUGUUUUCUAGUGUUUUGAACAAUUUAAAAGUAAUAUGGACUUUCAAAUGUGAAGGUACUGUAGAAAAAAUAUUUAUAGCUCAUUUAAGAUUUUGUUAAUGUUUGCCAGGGACGAAAUGUGUUUUACUGAAACAAAUGUUAAUAAAAAUGAUAUGCAUUCCACUUAAGUAACCUUUGAUCAAUUCAUCUUAUGUUCCGGGUAAUUGAUGUUUCUGUUGAAAUGUACAAUUUAGCAAUUUAUAUAGUAUGAAAAAAAUCAAAUAAAAGCAUGUUUCAAAGU